UUUUGAUAGGGUAUAUAUAUCGCAGACAUGAAUAAAUUUUUGGUGUAUCGCGUUACCAAGAUCUAACAAAGGAAUUAAUUCCGUUUACGAGAUGAAUCGUUGGAUACUUGUAUUUGCGGCGUUAGCUACUUUAGCUUCGGCUGCCGACUUGGAAAAAAAGAUCGUAUGCUACUUUGGUAGUUGGUCCGUUUAUCGACCUCCUGGUGGAAAAUUUGACAUUUCUUAUAUUCAACCAAAUCUUUGUACCCAUAUGAUCUAUACUUUUGUCGGAAUCAGUACGGAAGGCGAUGUCCGGGUUUUGGACUCGUGGCAAGAUCUUCCUGACAAUUGGGGCAAGGACGGCUUUGGCAGAUUUAAUAAACUUCGCGAACAGAGCCCAGAAACUAAAACGCUCAUCGCGAUCGGUGGAUGGAACGAGGGAUCCGCUAAAUACUCCGCUGUCGUCAGUAAUCCAACUAUUCGUACAAAAUUUGUCAAGAACGUUGUAAACUUUGUCAAGAAACACAAUUUUGAUGGUUUUGAUGUCGAUUGGGAAUACCCGAACCAACGUGGUGGAAAACCGGAGGAUGUGCAAAACUAUAUAAGUCUACUCAAGGAACUCAGAACUGAAUUUGAUAAACAUGGACUGCUUCUUACUGCUGCUGUUGCUGCUGCUGAGCCUUCCGCGUCUCAGUCUUAUGAUAUCCCUGCAAUGUCCAAGUACUUACAUUUUAUCAACAUUAUGGCAUACGAUCUGCAUGGUGCCUGGGAGAAAAUAACUGGUCAUAAUGCUCCGCUUUACCCACGUAAAGACGAAUCUGGAAACGAUCUUAAACUUAAUGUCGACGCAUGCGUACACUAUUGGUUAGAUAAGGGUUGUCCACCUGAGAAACUGGUUCUUGGAGUGCCACUCUACGGUAGAAGCUUUACUCUCGCCGACAAGAAUCAAAACGGUCUUGGAGCCCCUACUACCGGACCUGGUACUGCCGGACCAUAUACUCGUGAAGGUGGAAUGCUCGGAUAUAAUGAAAUUUGUGAAUUCUUUAAGCAAGGUGGCUGGACCGUUGUUCGUCAAGAAGAACAUCGUGCUCCGUAUGCUUAUAAAGGCGAUCAAUGGGUUGGCUAUGACGAUGUAACUUCUCUUACCGAAAAGACCGCUUACAUCAACUCUUUGGGUCUUGGUGGCGCGAUGUUGUGGAGUAUCGAGACUGAUGACUUUUUCGGAAAUUGUGGUGAAAAGUAUCCUCUCUUAAAAACAUUGAAUGCCGGACUGAGGGGAAGUAUCCCAGUAGAACCACCCAAGCCGACAGAGCAACCUCCUCAAACGACAGAAUCAUCGCAAACACCGCAACCACCUGUAACUGCGCCUCCCACGGAUAUUUGCAAGAAAGACGGCUAUGUCCGCGAUGAACAAGAUUGCAGCAUAUUUUACUUAUGCCAUAAUGUUAACGGUGUAUACAAAGUAGAAAAAUUUAAUUGCUCAAGUGGAUUAGCCUUCGAUCCAGAAAUCAAUGGUUGUAAUUACAAACAUCUCGUUCCUGGCUGCAAUUAAUUAUAAUGGAUGAUAAAUGAUGUCAAUAAUAAUAUUAUACUCUUUUAGAAUA
Molecule: messenger RNA, 1583 nt
Organism: Monomorium pharaonis (pharaoh ant)
Lineage: Eukaryota; Metazoa; Arthropoda; Insecta; Hymenoptera; Formicidae
Product: chitinase-3-like protein 1
Exons: 5
Coding region: 92-1531 (479 amino acids)
Biological process (GO): carbohydrate metabolic process; chitin catabolic process
Cellular component (GO): extracellular region
Molecular function (GO): chitinase activity; chitin binding
Source: RefSeq, a predicted model, not a curated record